Acaulospora morrowiae is the source of this 981-nucleotide messenger RNA. The record is from the annotation of a GenBank genome assembly. NCBI's taxonomy places the organism in Eukaryota, Fungi, Glomeromycota, Glomeromycetes, Diversisporales, Acaulosporaceae.
AUGUCUCUUCCUUCCAUUCAAAGAGUCCUUCUCGAAUCCGUCGCAGAAGCCGACAUAGAUGGUCGUUUUGUAAUUGUUAACAACAUUCAAACAUAUUACAAACUUGCAAUUCCUCAACAACAUCAAAUCUUCCUUCAAAAUCAGAUGCCCUUGCCCAACGAACCUCACAAACCUGUGAUCCUUUGUCUUCAUCAUAUGCUCGGGAAUCUAUACACCUGGAGAAAUAUUAUACAGCCUUUGGCUGAUGCCACAGGUUGUCAUGUUAUAUCCUAUGAUAGGAUAUCAUUUGGGUUUACUGAAAGACCAACGCAAUGGGAAGAAAACAAUAAUCCUUACACUCAAGAGGCAAAUGUUGAAUUUGUCGUCCAAUUUCUGGAACAAUUGGGAUAUGGAGGAAGAAAAGUUGUGUUUAUGGGAGUUUCUUCGGGAGCCUCGAUAAGUUGUGCGCUUGCCAUAAAAUAUCCUCACAUAGUACAUUCUUUAAUUUUGCUUGGACCAGCUAUUAGACAUGAAGACCAAGGGCCACCAUCAAUGGCGCGUCACAUUUUGGGUUCAUUACCUGGUCGUCUUUACCUUAAGGCUAUAUUGUACCGAUCCCUCCCAUACACAAAAUUAUAUCACAAUCCUGAAUCGAUUCCCGAUUGGGAAUCAGUCAUGAAGCCGUCUUAUCGUGCCCCUCUUACGCUACCGAACUUUUAUGAAGCAUUCUCGUGGUUAAUGAAAUAUUUUCAACCUUUGGAAAUUCUUGGUUAUAAACACAUCUUGCAACAAUUACCAAUAUGUUAUAUAACGGGAGAUGACGAUAAGUAUACACAUUUGGACAUACACAAACAAGUAUUUAAUGAGUUAAAGCUGAAUGCACCCGAGAAUGCGAUGAUGGAAUUUUACGUGCUAGAUAAAUGUGGCCAUUUACCCCAAGAUGAGGUUCCUCUACAAGUUUUAGAUGUGACAAUUAAUUUUAUCAAAAGAAUUGGUAUCUAA